Messenger RNA from Lottia gigantea (owl limpet), 417 nucleotides. RefSeq lists its product as hypothetical. The transcript has 4 exons. Bases 1 to 417 code for a protein of 138 amino acids. The record is from RefSeq and is a predicted model, not a curated record. Lineage: Eukaryota; Metazoa; Mollusca; Gastropoda; Lottiidae.
AUGGCAAAAUCAGAUGUACUUGGUGAAGAAAAGAAGUGUUUAAAGAAUGAUAUAUUUGGUGAUAGAGAAGGCAAUACAUAUUUUUGUCCUAAUGAUCUAUCGGAGUAUACCGAAUGUUGUGAAAAAGACAGAGAGUUUACAUGUUGUGAAAAAACUGAAGAAAAAAAUGGAUAUGAACAGGGUUUAUUAUGGGGUACGAUUGCUGCUGUGGUGUUACUGAUGGUAUUAGUUUGUUUCUGUAUAAAGAAAGAUGUCAACUGCUGUACUUCAGAUAGAUGGAUUUUCUAUAAAUAUACACCAAGCGGAAAGGAAGAGAAACGUAAACAAUUUGUUGAUAAAAUGGGAAAAGAAAAACAGCAGUCCACAGAUAAUAAUGGUUUUGUUUUUGAUGAAGACUUGAAUAUGUCAGAAAUAUAG